UGUGAAGGGGGCAAACAAAUUUGCACUAGGGUCCGGGAGGGAUUUGAUUAUUAUCACAGUCUGAGGAGAGAGAAAGUUUGGGAGAACGGACGGGUGACCCAGAUUCUACACAGAUAUGCAAUUUCAGGAGUGGCUACGUUCCCUUCGCUUCAGUGGAGGAGAUGGGAAGUCUGAAUUGGACAAUCUGAAAACCCUCCUCCCCUCUCUGCCCUCGUCCUUCUCUCUGUCCUCUCUCUCUCUUUUUUCAUCCUCUAUUAUAGGGUUAGGAGCACUAGCCUCUCUCACAACCUAUUGGCUGGUGACCCGACCUCGACCAAUCCAGCCUCCCUGUGACCUACAGGUUCAAUCCAUACCUGUACAGGGAGACCACAGCUGUAGGCGAUCAGCUUUACUGAAGGAUGACAAUCUAUUGGAGUUUUACUAUGAGGACACAAAGACCGCUUAUGACAUGUUUCAGAGAGGACUUAGAAUAGCAGGAGAUGGGCCGUGUCUUGGCUUUAGGAAACCAGGAGAGCCCUACCAAUGGAUCUCCUACACUGAGGUAGUAGAAAGGGCACAGGUGUUGGGAUCAGGUUUGCUGGCAAAGGGUUGCAAACCAAACCCAAAGCAGUUUGUAGGCAUCUUUGCCCAGAACAGACCGGAGUGGGUCAUUGCAGAGCUGGCCUGCUACACAUUCUCUAUGGCAGUGGUUCCUCUGUAUGAUACACUGGGAUUAGAGGCCAUGGUUCAUAUACUAAACCUAGCGGAGAUCUCUAUGGUGAUCUGUGAUAAGGAGGACAAGGCAGAAUCUCUGCUAAAGAAUAAGGAGAAUGGCGUGACUCCCAACCUCUCCUGUCUGGUGCUCUUUAACCCUUUCAGCGCCGCCCUGCUGGAGAAAGGGAGGAAGUGUGGUGUGGACAUACUGCAGCUCUCACAGAUCAUGGAUCUGGGACGAGAGAAUUUACAGUCGCCUGUGCCUCCUCAUCCCCAGGAUUUGGCAGUUGUGUGUUUCACCAGUGGAACCACAGGAAAGCCGAAAGGAGCGAUGAUCACUCACGGCAACAUCGCCUCAAACACAUCCUCUGUCAUCAAGAUCCUGGAGGGCUUCUUUGUGAUUCGUCAAGAGGAUGUGUCAAUCUCCUAUCUGCCACUUGCCCACAUGUUUGAGCGCAUGAUCCAGGUGUCAAUGUUUUGUCAUGGAGCAAGGGUUGGUUUCUACCAGGGUGACAUCUCUCUGCUUAUGGAUGACAUAAAGACCCUGAAGCCCACCUUCUUCCCCGUGGUCCCUCGAUUACUCAACCGCAUCUAUGACAAAAUUCUGGGCUCAGUGACAUCUCCGCUGAGAAGAGCCAUUCUCCAUUACGCUGUGAGGAGGAAACAGGCAGAGUUGAGCAGUGGGGUCGUGAGGAACAACAGUGUGUGGGACAGACUUAUCUUCAAUAAGAUACAGGCAGGUCUGGGUGGGAACCUGCGUUUCAUUCUCACUGCAUCGGCCCCAAUCUCGCCAACUGUUCUGUCCUUCCUCAGGGCAACUCUUGGCUGUCUGAUUUUUGAGGGGUACGGGCAGACGGAGUGCACAGCUGGCUGUACCUUUUCAAUGCCUGGUGACUGGAGUGCAGGUCAUGUAGGAGCUCCAUUACCCUGUGCCAUGGUGAAGCUCACAGACAUCCCUGAUAUGAAAUACUAUGCCAAGAAUGGAGAAGGAGAGAUCUGUAUCCGGGGUCACAGUGUCUUCCAAGGGUAUCUGAAAGACGAGGAGAGGACAGGAGAAGCUCUGGACGCUAACGGCUGGCUGCACACUGGAGACGUGGGACAAUGGCUGCCGAAUGGCACUUUGCGCAUUAUAGACCGAAAGAAACACAUCUUCAAGCUUUCUCAGGGAGAGUACAUUGCUCCCGAGAAGAUCGAAAACGUCUACACUCGCUGUGUUCCAGUUCUGCAGGUCUUUGUGCAUGGGGAUAGUCUACAAUCACAUCUGAUAGGAAUAGUAGUUCCGGAUCCCGAGGUGUUUGUCGACUGGGCCAAAGAGAGAGGAAUAGUGGGAUCAUAUGAAGAGCUAUGUCAAAAUCCUGAUGUGAAGAAAGCCGUGCUCGAGGACAUAACAGCAGUGGGGAAGGAAGCAGGACUAAAGUCCUUCGAACAGUUGAAGGACUUGUAUUUGCACCCUGAAAUGUUUAGUGUGUCAAACGGCCUCCUCACACCAACCCUGAAGAGCAAACGUGUCGAUCUACAGAGAGUGUUCAGUGAGCAGAUCACACAGAUGUACAGUAAAUCAUCUAUAUAGAGACCCGACACGCUGCCUUAAGAUCAGUAUCCUCUAAUACCCUCUAACACGCAGUCCACAUCUGAUUUCUGCUGUCACACAAGCUAUUUUUAGAAAACAUUUUUAACUUAAACAGGAGAUAUUCUACUGAAAGCAAACUAUUUUUGAUCAUUUAUAUAACUGUAUGUAUUGGCUUGAGGGAAGAAAAAAAUCAGCGAACAGUUCCAUAUAAUUCAUGCGUGACUGGGUUUAACAGCACUGUUGGUUAGGACAGAGGUUAAAGCUACUUUAGAAAGUCUUCAAAAUACCUGAUACUCCAUUACUGGCCUAGCUCAAUGUGUUUUUUCUUUUCGAGUGAAGUUAUUGCUGUAUUCAAAAUAUGAACUAGUCUCCAUUUUAGCCAUUUCCUAUAGCUUGAACUGCAGGUCAUCCAGGCCCGACACAAUCUGAUAGUUGUAAACUUCUGAUCAUCUUAAUUUCAUUUAUGUUGGAUUAUUGCCUGUAGUGUGGGUUCGAUCCCUGACUGUAUGUAAAGUAUAAUAGUCUUAUCUGUAAAUGAGCAUUUUGAACUGUAAAUGUUUGACUAAUUCUGACUCCUAGAGAUGUACUGUAUUUGACUGUCUUUUAUUGAUGGAGGAAUAAAGAGAAUGCAUUAUUCACCUUUCUAUUCCUCCCCUAUAUGUUAAAACAGAGUGGUCAUGGACUGUUAAAUUGUGUCGCUUACACAGAAUUUACUGGUUCAAUCCUAACCAAGAUAUGAACAGGAUGUACUGAGAUGGUAUUCACAUGUCGUUUUACCCAGUGACUAUUUAGCAGAGACGGGUCACUUCUAUUAAAAUGAAUGUGAGAAAUUUGAGGGUUUUUUUUGGAAAGCAUCACAAUCGAAUUAUCUGCAAAACAUUCUAAAUCAUAAACAUCUCAGAGACUGACAUCAGAGACGGAUUAAUAGUAUACAUCUUAUAAAUGUAUUGCAGAUGUAGAAACAAACAAAUCAAAUAGACGUCUGGGUGAUGUACCUGUGCUAUAUGGGAACUUAUUAAAUACACAUUCACUGACACUUAACAUUAAUAUACACACUUCCCUGAUAGCACAUGUACAUCACCCAGACAUGUACUUGAUCUGUGUGUUUACAUCCCAAAUGUGUAUUUUUUAGGUUUUACUCAUAUACAAUAUGAUAAGACCUCUCGGAUGUGAAUAAGACAUUCAGCAGAUGUCUUUGGAAUGUGUAAAUCUGAUCUUUUUAAGAUGUUUAGCAGAUGUUAAUUAGAUUAAAAACACACCUCAUAGAUGUACAUCUGGGUAUACUGUAUGUUAUGUAUUAAAAAAAUUAAAAUAGCACCCUUAAGUCAAUAGUUGUAGACUA
This is a messenger RNA of Xyrauchen texanus (razorback sucker), 3605 nucleotides long. RefSeq names its product acyl-CoA synthetase long chain family member 2 (gene acsl2). Gene Ontology annotation, cellular component: membrane; endoplasmic reticulum. The transcript has 21 exons. The coding region runs from base 116 to 2263 and encodes 715 amino acids. Lineage: Eukaryota; Metazoa; Chordata; Actinopteri; Cypriniformes; Catostomidae. Gene Ontology annotation, biological process: very long-chain fatty acid metabolic process; long-chain fatty-acyl-CoA biosynthetic process; long-chain fatty acid metabolic process. Gene Ontology annotation, molecular function: arachidonate-CoA ligase activity. The record is from RefSeq and is a predicted model, not a curated record.